CCUACUUCACUCCAUACUUUUCGACCAAUCAGCAUUCACGUUUCUUUUUGCAGUCGGCCUACAUUUGGUCAAAACACCGGUUGAUUUCAACGUUAACGGUGACCACUCAACAUGAAGACCUCAACCAGCAGUCCCGCCUCUUGGAUUAUCAAGAUGUCGCCAGACAAGCAGGACACCCUACUUAAGAUGUCUAUCCUCGCUAUUGCUGCAAUCUUGUCAUUUUCUACAAGACUGUUUUCAGUGCUGAGGUUCGAGAGCGUUAUCCACGAGUUUGAUCCCUACUUUAAUUACCGGACAACUCGUUACCUGACUGAGGAAGGUUUCUACGAGUUCCAUAACUGGUUUGAUGACCGAGCAUGGUACCCCCUGGGCCGUAUCAUUGGUGGAACCAUCUAUCCAGGUUUGAUGGUGACCUCGGCAGCGUUGUAUCAUGUGAUGAACUUUUUCCACAUCACUAUUGAUAUCAGGAAUGUGUGUGUGUUCCUGGCUCCUCUGUUCUCCAGUCUCACCACACUCGUCACCUACCACUUCACCAAGGAGCUCAAGGAUGCCAAUGCAGGUUUAGUAGCAGCAGCUAUGAUUUCCAUUGUCCCUGGUUACAUCUCUCGUUCGGUGGCCGGUUCAUACGAUAACGAGGGUAUCGCCAUCUUCUGUAUGCUGUUGACUUAUACCCUAUGGAUCAAGGCAGUCAAGACUGGCUCCAUCUUCUGGGGAUGCAUGUGUGCCCUUGCUUACUUUUACAUGGUGUCGUCAUGGGGAGGCUACGUGUUCCUCAUCAACUUGAUCCCCCUCCAUGUGCUGGCACUCAUGAUGACCGGCCGAUUCUCACACCGUAUCUAUGUAGCCUACUCCUCGGUAUACUGCCUCGGUACAAUCCUGUCCAUGCAGAUCUCAUUUGUGGGAUUUCAGCCUGUUCAGUCCAGUGAACACAUGGCCGCCUUGGGAGUAUUUGGUCUCUGUCAGAUCCAUGUCUUUGUCGACUACAUCAGGUCCAAACUGACCACUGAGCAGUUCAACACCCUGUUCAGGAGUAUCAUCCUUUUGGUUGGAAUUCUUGGAACUACUGCCGCCGCCAUUGCCACAGCCACAGGCAAAAUCUCGCCCUGGACUGGACGUUUCUACUCUCUGCUGGACCCCUCUUAUGCCAAGAACAACAUCCCCAUCAUCGCAUCUGUAUCUGAGCAUCAGCCCACCACAUGGAGCUCCUUCUACUUCGACCUUCAGCUCCUUGUCUUUAUGUUUCCAGUGGGUCUCUACUUCUGUUUCUCCCACCUCACGGAUGCCAACAUCUUCAUCAUCAUGUACGGAGCUACCAGUAUCUACUUCGCGGGGGUGAUGGUGCGUCUGAUGUUGGUGCUGGCUCCUGUCAUGUGUAUUCUCUCGGGCAUCGGUGUCUCGGCCACUCUCACUAAUUACAUGAGGAAUCUUGACAUCACAAAGAAAACCAAGAAGGCCAAGAAAGGAGAGGAUACCAACUACCCAUUCAAAAAUGAGGUAGCCACAGGUGUGGUGUUCAUGAUGACAGCCUUUCUCAUCACCUACACAUUCCACUGUACUUGGGUGACGUCCGAAGCCUACUCAAGUCCUUCCAUCGUUCUGUCUGCUCGUGCUGGUGAUGGAGGACGAAUCAUAUUCGAUGACUUUAGAGAGGCGUACUACUGGCUCAGACACAACACUGCAGAGGAUGCGAAGGUGAUGUCGUGGUGGGAUUACGGCUAUCAGAUAACGGCCAUGGCUAACAGGACUAUACUGGUGGACAAUAACACGUGGAACAAUACUCACAUAUCUCGCGUCGGACAGGCCAUGUCGUCAACAGAAGAUAAAGCCUAUGAAAUAAUGCGUGAAUUAGAUGUCACUUACGUACUUGUUAUAUUUGGCGGAUUGACAGGGUAUUCCUCUGAUGAUAUCAACAAAUUCCUUUGGAUGGUGAGGAUUGGGGGCAGUACAGACCGAGGGGCUCACAUCAAAGAGUCUGACUACUAUACGCCUCAGGGAGAAUUCCGUAUAGACAAAGACGGUUCACCCACCCUCCUCAACUGUCUGAUGUACAAAAUGUGCUACUACAGAUUCGGCUCUGUCUACACAGAGGGAGGAAAACCCACUGGAUAUGACAGAGUGCGCAAUGCUGAAAUUGGAAACAAAGAUUUUGAACUUGAUGUUUUAGAAGAAGCUUACACCACAGAGCACUGGCUUGUCCGCAUUUACAAAGUUAAAGAUUUAGACAACAGGGGCCUGUAGACAGUAACACAGCUGAAGAUCAUUUUUAAAAUUUCAUGACAUGUUUAGUUUUGUAUUUGAUGAAUGAUAGAGUAAGCAUUUCAUACUAUAAGUAUUAUGGAAGGACAGAAAUAUAUAUCUUUUUAACAAAAUGAACUUAACCUUUGGAAAAGAAAGAAAAUUGGCAAAGAUGAGGAUUUUGCAAUAAAUUGAUGCAGGUUAAAAUUUGGAAGGAAAAUAUGCUGUCCUUGAGAUUUUUCAUCAAUUUAUUAGUGAAAGUAUUUAAUUAAUGAUUGGUAAAAUUUGGAUAUUUUGUCCAGUGAGAACUCUGUGAGAAAAUGUUCAGUGUUAGACCUGAGUGAGUGAGAAAGUUUAAGUAAGAGGGAAGAUUCAUAGAGUAUUACAUGAAAGUCUUAAAGUAAUACAAACCUUUUUAACAAGGGUCCUGUUAAUCCACAAACUCUCCAUCCAGACCCUCAUUUUUGACCAUAUAUCAAAUUAUGUGGGCAUCAAAUUUCUGAAGACAGAGUUGUUGAAAUUUACAGCUAUGCAGCUAAAUUAAAAUAUCUUUACUUACGACAAAAUCAGGUAUACAAAGGAAAACAAAUUAAAAAUUGAAAUGUAAAAAUUCUUAUUUUGGAGAUUUGUUGAAAACUGCAAUUUGGUCAACUUAAAUAUUUACUGUAAGAAUUUCAUAAGUGCUGGGAUUUUCCCAACACUGCUUCAGUGAAGUCUUAAACCAGAUAUUGUCGCCAUUUCUUCUGCUGGAUGAGGACUUUUUCUAUCCAUCUCACAGAUCUGCUUCUUUUUGAUGUGAUGAUAAAUUGAAAUUGUUACUUUUACAUUUUGUAAUGGAAUUAUACAUGUGUUGUUAUCACACAUAUGUGUUUAUAUGUAAAAGUUUCCGAAGGAUAGGGUAUAUAUAAACAUUAGCUGAUCACAUUUUAUUUGUAUUAAAAGUCCUUCAUCUGACUGAAGUGCUACUGGUCUUUUGACAUCACCAAGCUUUAAGCAGUCCAUGAUGAAACGUUUAAAAUGCAGAUCUAUAUGUUAUUUUUCAGCAACUACAAUAACUUCCCAUUUGCACCAAUUGUAUUGUGCUUAUAGCAGUAUUUGCCCUCUAGGGUGAACUCUGAUGAGUCGGCAUAGUCUGACCGAAUUCUUAGCUUUACUUCGACAAAAUGUGCUACUAGCAGCUUAAGAUAAAAGCCAUUUAGAAUCUACAUAGAUAUUAUACUUGGUAAAUGGGGAACCAUCGGUUGGCUUCUAAUAUGUGGUGAAUCGGAUGUACAUUCCAUGUGAAAGUGAAAUCUUGUAAUAAAAUAUCCUUCUGAGAGUAUUUGGUCUCCCUUUGAUAAGAUCUAUGUUUAGAUAAUCACCUGUUAAAUGUCUAUUAGGAUGAACAUGAAUGCUUUAUAUAUUACUGUCAUUAUCAGAAAUAAAAUUAUCUUUUAUUUAAUACCUA
Mizuhopecten yessoensis (Yesso scallop) is the source of this 3682-nucleotide messenger RNA. Its product is annotated as dolichyl-diphosphooligosaccharide--protein glycosyltransferase subunit STT3A. Gene Ontology annotation, molecular function: dolichyl-diphosphooligosaccharide-protein glycotransferase activity. NCBI's taxonomy places the organism in Eukaryota, Metazoa, Mollusca, Bivalvia, Pectinida, Pectinidae. Bases 112 to 2238 code for a protein of 708 amino acids. Gene Ontology annotation, cellular component: membrane. Gene Ontology annotation, biological process: post-translational protein modification. The record is from RefSeq and is a predicted model, not a curated record. The transcript is spliced from 15 exons.